Molecule: messenger RNA, 828 nt
Organism: Caenorhabditis briggsae
Lineage: Eukaryota; Metazoa; Nematoda; Chromadorea; Rhabditida; Rhabditidae
Exons: 6
Coding region: 1-828 (275 amino acids)
Biological process (GO): regulation of transcription by RNA polymerase II; cell differentiation
Cellular component (GO): nucleus
Molecular function (GO): DNA binding
Source: RefSeq, a predicted model, not a curated record
AUGGCUUCGAGACUGACCACCAAUCGUAAUGCUGGUGGAACGAAGAAAAAAGUGGCCCUUCAAAAGAGAAAGAGAAUUCUGUUGGAGGUCUUCAAAAAGAAUUCUUUUCCCUCGAAGGCAAUAAUCGGAAAAGUGUCCGAGAGAACAGGACAAACGACCAUCCAGGUUCGAAAAUGGUUCGUUGCACAAAGAGCCAAAGUCUACAGAACCACUGCGGACUCAUCGCAGCUUCCACAACAAAUGAGAAUUCUUGAUGAGAUCUACAAACAGAAGCAAUACAUUGACCUGACCGAAAUGACGGAGAUAAUGGAAAGAACCGGUGCCUCAAGACAGUCGAUUCUCCAAAACAUUCGGGGUCGUCGCAUGGUGGAUCGAAAAGAAGGGAAACAAGUCGUCGAUGAGAGCCGCGUUCCAAAGUUCCCGUCAUGGGAGAAGAAAAUGAGGAAAGUGACAGAUGAGCAAAAAGAAAUUCUGGAAAAGUUUUUCGAAACUAACCAGUUCCCGUCGAAAGAUGAGAUCUCUGGAAUUUUUGUGAAUGGAGAGCUUUCCGAUAAGGAGGUGAAAAACUGGUUCAGCGGCGAAAGACAACGCGCUCGUAAGUUGAAUAAGAGCAGACUGGCGACAUUGCCUUCUCAAAUGCAACUUCUAAACGACGCGUACAAAACGAAUAACUCCCCGGACAUUGCAGAACUAAGCGAGAAGACUGGAGUCUGUCUACAGUCGCUCACAGCUCAUUUUGCCCGCCGUCGUCGUGCAGAUAAGAGGAGAGUCCGCUUUGAUUUGAAAAGCAUUCAAAUCAAAGUUGUAUCAAGAUACAUAAAAAAUUAG